AUGGUAGGCAUCGAUGCUAGAAAUAAACAUAUUCUUGAUACGAAAUAUAUUUGUCCUGCAUGUUCAUUAAUACUACGAGAUCCUGUACAAUUGACUCAAUGUGGUCAUCGUCAGUGUCAAACAUGUUUAAAUGUUGAACAAGAAACGACAAUUAAAUGUCAGCAAUGUCAAUCAGAAACAUUACGAAUCGAGGAACAUCUCGAUCAAUCUCAUUCAAAUCUCAAAGGUGAAUACUGUGGCGAACAAUUCAACUCAAUUAACAAAUUUAAUGAACAUAAACUCUUCGAAUGUCAACAACUAACUGUUGACUGUAUAUUGAAAGACUUUGGUUGUAAUGAGCCAAUUAUCCGUGCCAAGAUGAAAGAUCACUAUUUGACUAAACAACAUCAACAUGCCAUACUCAAUGUUGUUCGGCAAAUGUUGUCACAAUCAAACGACAGACAAAUGGAUAUUGAUCUUCCUCGAACAACAACUGCAGGAGCUUGCAAUCCUCCUGUUGCUCAAUUAGAAGAGCUUCAUGAAAUGCUAAAUAUCUUGGCAGGUGCUAUCGAAACAUUGAUCAAUGAUGAACAAUGUCUAACCAAUGAAUCACUUCAAAUGCAAAUAACACUUCCAACAUUGACAGAAGAAUUAUCCAAAGUUAAAUUAUCCAUUGAAGGAUCAAAUUCUUUUUUGGAAGGAAUAAAACAUAAUCAAGUCAUUCUCAAUCAAGAUUUAUCAUCAUUACAAGAAAAAAUCAAUGAUUUGCAAUAUGUUUCAUAUGAUGGAACAUUGGUUUGGAAAAUUACAAAUUUUCAAGAGAAAAUGAUUGACGCACAGUCUGAAAGACAAACAUCAAUUUAUUCACCUCCAUUUUAUUCAUCUCCAAAUGGCUAUAAAAUGAGAGCUCGUCUUUAUUUAAAUGGAGAUGGAAAUGCUCGUCGUACACAUAUGUCACUCUUUAUUGUGCUUAUGCGAGGUUUGAACGAUUCAAUUCUCAAGUUUUCAUUCAACUAUAAAGUCUCUUUUUGUUUGUAUGAUCAAACACCUGCACAACGACAUAUUAUCGAUUCAUUUCGACCAGAUAUUAAAUCAAGUAGUUUCCAGCGGCCUCGAUCGGAUAUGAAUAUAGCUAGUGGUAUUCCAAAAUUUAUCCCGUUGGAAAUGGUUCAACAGGAAGGAAAUCCUUAUGUACGAGACGACGCAAUGUUUAUCAAAAUAAUGGUUGAUUUCGGAGAAAUACCUAAAACAUUAUUACCUUACGCUUUGAGUCUUAAUCCAGG
Messenger RNA from Rotaria sp. Silwood1, 1262 nucleotides. Lineage: Eukaryota; Metazoa; Rotifera; Eurotatoria; Philodinida; Philodinidae. The record is from the annotation of a GenBank genome assembly.